AUGUCGGGUAAAAUGUCUCCUAUCGUACAGGAAGUUCCCCCUGACUCCCCUGUCGAACAAGUCACCCAGACAAAGAAUGAUGAUGUCUUGUGGUGCAGGAUUAGACACACCCUUCGGGAACCCUUUGCAGAGUUCUUUGGAGUCUUCGUUCUGAUUCUCUUCGGAAAUGGCUCCGUAGCCCAGGUGGUGCUGAGCAAGGGUGAAAAGGGAGACUAUCAGUCUAUCUCCUGGGGCUGGGGGCUUGGCGUCAUGCUCGGGGUCUAUACUGCUGGGAUCUCUGGAGCCCAUUUGAACCCUGCUGUUACUUUCGCCAACUGCGUCUUCCGCAAGUUUCCCUGGAGGAAGUUCCCUAUCUAUACUAUUGCCCAAACUCUGGGUGCAUUCUGCGCCUCAGGGAUUGUUUAUGCCAAUUACAUCUCCGCAAUCGACGUUUUUGAAGGUGGCCCAGGUAUCCGGACUGUCGGUCUCAGCACGUCGUCCGCCGGGAUCUUUUGUACCUACCCAGCUCCAUUCAUGUCCCGGACAGGCCAAUUUUUCUCGGAGUUUAUUGCCAGCACCAUACUGAUGUUCUGCAUCUACGCCCUCCUGGAUGACCGGAAUAUGGGAGCUGGUAACCUGACCCCAUUGGGAUUAUUUUUCGUUAUCUUUGGCAUUGGAGCCUGCUUCGGAUGGGAAACUGGUUAUGCCAUCAAUCUUGCUCGUGAUUUCGGCCCGCGAGUGAUGUCCUACUUCCUUGGAUACGGGAAAGAAGUAUUUUCUGCUGGCAACUGGUACUUCUGGAUACCCAUGGUCUCGCCCUUCUUUGGAUGCUUGUUUGGUGGCUUUUUAUACGACGUGUUCCUUUACACCGGAGACAGCCCCAUCAAUACACCAUUCAUGGGACUAACACGAUUUUUACAGCCCACGCCACAGGUGUGGUCUAACACACGAUCAAAGGAAUACGUUUAA
Molecule: messenger RNA, 948 nt
Organism: Ophidiomyces ophidiicola
Lineage: Eukaryota; Fungi; Ascomycota; Eurotiomycetes; Onygenales; Onygenaceae
Gene: FPS1
Product: glycerol channel
Exons: 4
Coding region: 1-948 (315 amino acids)
Biological process (GO): glycerol transmembrane transport; water transport
Cellular component (GO): plasma membrane
Molecular function (GO): glycerol channel activity; water channel activity
Source: RefSeq, a predicted model, not a curated record